UUACAGGCAACAAUGGCGCGCAGAAUGGAAAACGACGAGCAAGGUUAUGAUGACAGGCGUUUUGAAGGACAAGUCAGACAAGAUCUACUUUGUUCGAUUUGUCAUGGAGUGCUCAGAAACCCAAGAACCUGUCAUAAUAAAGAACAUCCAUUUUGUCUUUCUUGUAUAACACAACAUCUUCGUAAUUCGCACACAUGCCCUGAAUGUAGGGAACAUCUGACUCCGGAAACCCUCAAAGAUCCACCCAGAUUUUUAAAGAACAUUCUUUCAGAGCUAAAAAUCAAGUGCGAGUACAAUGCGAGAGGCUGCCCUGGCUGCGUUCUGCUUGGGAAUUUACAAAAUCAUGUCGAUCGAUGUGGGUUCGCGCCCGUUAUGUGUGGAAAUGAAGGAUGUGGGACGGUAGUCAAUAAAAGAGAUAAAGAAAACCAUGAGAGAGAUCUUUGCCAGUUUAGAAUCCCCAAAUGUCACGACUGCAGAGAUAUUAAAGGGGGACAAGCUGAAAUAAAAGUUCAAAUUAUUGAGAUUGAAAGAAAACAAGAUCAAAUCAAGGUACGACAGGAUUUUUUCUACACAUUUUUACGGAUCUGACCCGACUGAACCAUCGCACCAAAAAAUCAUAUCGAUACCACAUCUAGCUACAUUUGUGGAUGUUUGCAAUAAAUUUGUUCCAAUUUUAAUUUAAGCAACCAAUUUACGCUUUUAGUAAUUGUUAUAGAGAGAACUGGACUGGGUGUUCAACUAAAAUCAGAAUUGUCAUUUGUAAACAAUCAUGCAAAACCAUGUCGGAUAAUAUGAAACUAGUUUUUCAUAUCUCUAACUAUGGUUCUGAAAUAGAACACUGGGCGUCUUCUAAGACAAGCGUUGAGUCGUUGCGAAAAUAUUUCUACCAAUCCCCGUUGACUCGAUAGCUCAAUGGCAAGUUGGAAUGUUCGAAUCCCGCUUCAUGGGAUAACGAAUUUUUCGUUUCAUGUUCUCUGCAGUGUCAGAAUAAUAUGAAACUAUGUAAUGUGAUCGUCAACAAAAUUUCAGUGAGAUUCGUAAUAGGUUUUUAGGGCGAUUUCUAUGAAUUUAUUUUUAUAUUUUAACAGAUUAUAUGGUUUUAUAAAAGAGAUCAUUUAUCAUUAACACUUAUAAUUCAGGAAAAUGUUGACGGAAUGAAAGCAAAACAUGAUGAAAUGAAAGCUAAAAUCACUGGAGUGGAAAGGAAAGUAGUCCAAAUUAAGGUAAGACAAGACUGAUCAUAUUUCUAUUCUCGAUAUAGGUUUGCACGGCGAUCAGUAUUCUUGUUCCAGUUUCCAUAAAUGGUCCUUCAGGGGUAAAAUGGGGACUGGCAUUUGCCUAUGUUUGGACUGGGGAAAAUAGGAUUUGGGUUGCAUGGACUGCAAAUAUACGAGAGAUACAAAAAUUGGAAUGUGAAAA
Molecule: messenger RNA, 1419 nt
Organism: Paramuricea clavata
Lineage: Eukaryota; Metazoa; Cnidaria; Anthozoa; Malacalcyonacea; Plexauridae
Source: the annotation of a GenBank genome assembly